Kwoniella mangroviensis CBS 8507 is the source of this 1095-nucleotide messenger RNA. RefSeq lists its product as uncharacterized. NCBI's taxonomy places the organism in Eukaryota, Fungi, Basidiomycota, Tremellomycetes, Tremellales, Cryptococcaceae. The transcript has 9 exons. Bases 1 to 1095 code for a protein of 364 amino acids. The record is from RefSeq and is a predicted model, not a curated record. Gene Ontology annotation, molecular function: oxidoreductase activity; FMN binding.
AUGACCCUACACACUAAGCCUGUGAGCAUUGCCGAUCUGGAACAGAUAGCACUUGACAAACUCCCAAAGUUGGUCCGGCAAUAUUACGAAGGAGGAGCAGAAGAUGAGAUUACGUUGAGGGAGAAUAUCACUUCUUUGCAAAGGUACCGGGUGGUCCCAAAAUACCUCGUUGAUGUUGGACCGGACAAGCUGAAUGUGAGGAGUCGACCAAUCUGGGGGAAUAGGCUGAAUGUGCCAUUCGCUGUGGGACCAUCUGCUUUUCAUAGAUUGGCUGGGUACGAUGGAGAGUUGGAUGUCGCCCGUGCUGCUGCCAAGAGAGGAAUAGCAAUGGGAUUAUCGUCCUCCUCCACGUCCAGUCUCGAAGAUGUUAUAAAAGUUGGUAAGACUGCCCGCGAAGAGAUCGAGGAGGGGUCCCGACAAGAAAAUGAAGGUUUCAAACUCCAGGAUAGCGAUUGGUGGCAACAGCUUUACGUCUCCAACGUACGAUCAGACACGGAGGACUUCAUCCAACGAUCCGAGAAAGCGGGGUAUACUGCACUGCUAAUCACUGUUGACAGACCUUAUCUCGGACGUCGAUUAGCCUCCCUCAGGGAGAAGUUUGAAUUUCCCCUUCAUCUACGUCGGGCUUCAGGGGAGAAGAUGGCACAAGAUCCGUCCAUGCACUGGGAUGAGUUGAUACCUUGGCUACGAUCAAAAACAAAGAUGAAAAUACUUGUAAAAGGGAUUCUCCAUCCUGAAGACGCGGCCUUGGCAUUGAAACAUGGACUGGAUGGCGUUGUUGUGUCGAAUCAUGGGGGACGGCAGCUUGACGCGGCUCCAGCCACGAUCGAUGCUUUACCUGCAAUUGCGGAUGUCAUACAAGGCCGUAUCCCCAUCUUCUUCGAUGCUGUACUUUGGGGUCUGGCGGCUGCUGGCGAAGAGGGUGUCGGGUUAGCCCUGGAUAUAAUCGCGGAGGAAUUUAAACUAGUAAUGGCUUUGACUGGUGUCACUGACAUUACUCAAAUCAGAAGGUCUACUUUGGCACUGGUCGAUCCUGCUCAUGUUGGUCUAAAGACCUUAAGUGACCCCUCUUGGGAGGAUCGUAGACCAAUUUGA